GCGUACGUACAACUGGGGUACGUGCCAGGUUGCAUGGUACGUGCAGUGUCCCCAGUGUUCUCCUGUGUUGUCGUUUAUUCUUAACCUGUCCAUGUGUGUUACCUCGCGUUUAAACACCUUCGGACCCGAGGACAGGGGCACAGCGGGUCACUGCGGGUCACUGCGGGUUGUAGAGAGAGCAACCCCCAGGCGGAACAUAUGAAAUACAGUGAGCACUCGCUUACGACCUGUGCUAGCUGCUUUUAGCUUAUUAAGCUCGGCUGGUAACGUGUUGUUUAACCUUACCAAAUACGGUUAUUAGGAUAACUAGCCGUUAGUUAACGUUAGCUAAUGUUAACUGUUGCUGGGACACUUAUAAAGUAAUACCACUAAGUUAUAAGCGGUUCACCUAACAGCUAGGGAAGAGCUCGAACCUGGUGACCUUCUGUGACAGCUGGGUGUGUGGUUUGUGAAUGGACAGUAGCUACAGCUGGCCAGAGGACAGACAUAUGGACCAGUAUGACAGCUACGUAACCGCAGCACCGAGCCUCGUUGAGCGCUGGUAACGGGACAUGUGAGUAGAGUUUAUGGUUGUGUGCUCGCUUGUAAGAAUGACUCGCCGCUCGGUGGUUAACUUUGUGAGCUUUGGGAAUCGAGCUGUCAGCCUGCUGUACGGUAACCCCCUUCGACCGCUCCACACUUCAACAUGCAACCCCUCCUCGCAGCCGAAAGCUGGCUUUAAACCGGAGAAAGUGGCGGUGGUCACCAAGACCACACGGUAUGAGUUUGAACAGCAGAGGUAUCGCUAUGCGGGGCUCUCUGAAGAGGACUUGAAACAGCUGCUUGCUAUGAAGGGCUCCAGCUACAGUGGCCUGCUUGAAAGACACAACAUCCACACCAACAAUGUGGAACAUAUUGUGAAGAGCCUGCGGAGAGAGGGCAUCGAUGUGCGAGUGGUGAAGAGAGGAGAGUACGAUGAAGAAGUGGUGCGAUGGGCGGACACCAUCAUCUCUGCUGGAGGCGAUGGGACAAUGCUACUUGUUGCCAGUAAGGUUUUAAGCAAGGACAAACCAGUUGUUGGAGUAAACACGGACCCUGAGAGGUCAGAAGGCCAUCUGUGCCUGCCUGUGCGGUACACUCGUGCCUUCCCAGAGGCCCUGGAGAAACUCUGUCGUGGUGAGUUCAGGUGGCUUUGGCGUCAGAGGAUCCGCCUGCACUUGGAGGGCACAGGAAUCAACCCCACCCCCGUGGACCUGCAUGAGCAGCAGCUGAGCCUGGAGCAGCACAGUCAAGCACACCGAAUCACCACCAGGGACAUCCAGCGGAGUACGACUCCACCACCCUUCUUGUGGACAGGAACCCUACAUGAGAGCUUCUCCAAGCCUAGUCUUCUCCCCAUCAGAAGCCUGAAUGAAAUCUUCAUCGGAGAAUCUCUGUCCUCCAGGAUGAAGUUAAAAUCCUUCACACCCCUUGUUAACCUCUUGCUCCAUAGGGCUUCCUACUAUGAGAUCUCUGUGGAUGAUGGCCCAUGGGAAAAGCAGAAAAGUUCAGGACUCAGCAUUUGCACAGGAACAGGAUCCAAAGCCUGGUCAUAUAACAUUAACAAACUUGUUGAACAAGCUGUGGAAGAGGUUCUCAAAAUCGGAAAGUCCCAAACAGGUCUCGACAUCCCACUGAAUCGUGACUUCAUUGAAAAAGUUACUGAUGAAUACAACGAGUCUCUGGUGUUCAGUCCAGACGACAGGCGUUUGUUCUACAGCAUCAGGGAGCCCAUCGUCAACAGAGUCUUCUCCAGCAGUCGGCAGAGAGGCUUCGCCAGCAAGGUGUGUGUCCGCUCCCGGUGUUGGGACGCCUGCAUGGUGGUCGACGGCGGGACCUCGUUCGAGUUCAACGAUGGUGCCAUCGCUACAGUCAGCAUGAGCGAGGAGGAUCAGCUCAGGACAGUCCUCCUCGAAAACUGAGAUGAGUCCAGAGCACGACGACACUCAACUGCUUUCUCUCCGGUGUUCAAAUGGAUGUGGUCAAAGGGAAGAACCAGUUUUUAGCUUAUAGCCUCUAAAAGUGUUGAAUAUUUUUAUACCUGGAAGAAAAGGUAUGAUUGUUACUAAUGUGAUAUUAAAUGUGUGCAUUGUGCAUUUAUUUCCAAAUCAGACUUUUUUUCUUUUGAUUUUUAAUCUUUAUUAUCAACAGGUAGGGCUGCACAAAAAGUUAGUUACUCAUUGAUUCUAGGGACAAAAUAUGUUUAUUGCACUUUGUAAUGAACAAAGCACUGCUUUCAUUUCCAUGUGCUAUAUGCAUCAAAAUAAGACAGGUUCCAAAACUUAUUAACCAAAAUUAAAUCAACAGAGCACUGCCUUCAGUCUCACUGGAUGGAUACGGUGACACACUGUGUGGCGUCUGUGUUAUGGAUAUCUGAGUUGACGCUAGACAAGGCCGGUGACUCAGUGCGGUAACGUUAGCAAAUUUAUUUGUCUUGACCUUCAUUGUGCUGCAGCUUGUAGUGUUUUUUCGGGUGGUUGAAUGCACUCUUUGGAUAUAAUGUACUUGCUUCACAUCACUUGCACCAAAUCCCAAAUACUUCCAACCGCCAUGAUCCUUUUCGCCUUCUGCUCCAGACAUUUGAAUUUCGUUUUGGCUGUCUGCUUUCGGUUGUAUAUUACCGGUACUCCUCUACUCUGCACUGCAGCCGCAACAUCCAGGAAAUUAUUGCAUACUGUGACAUGACAGCUCCCCAGAAGCGAUCACCCCUGGUGGGCUGGCUGUUUAGCUUAGCAAGCGUUUGCUUUAAUAUGCAGCUGGGUUUCCCAGGAUCACACAUUUUAAACAUCAGUAUUGCAGUCUAUCAUGUUUAUUUAUUUGUGGGAAGCCAAAAUCGUGAUCACUAUAUUCCAGUAAUUGUGCAGCCCUAUCCACAGGUUAAAACAGGUUAGAAUCUGCUGGGUUGUACUGGCUAUAAUCCAAUUUGUAGAUACUGUGUCAAACAACAUGUGAACCUGUUUUUCAUUGCGUCAAAUCAACAGUGAGUCUGUAAGCAGGGAAAGAGGUGAAAGAUCAGGUAUGAGGAUUGUGUUACUAGAAAUCAAAUCAAAUGUUUAAAUCUGUGUCUAUUUCUGAGUAGAUGUCGGUCCAUUCUGGUUGGAACAGUGACUUAUCCUGUCAAUAAAACUGACGCCUCGCCUUGAUGAUUAUCCAUGUCUAUUUGGGGGUCAGAUGCAAACAGACAUUGUAAUGUGCUUUCACACCUGUGUAUCCAUUGGUUAAUGAUUUUUAAAGGAUGAAAAUGUAAGAUAUUCUAUUCUUUUAAAUUAUUGUCAACAAAUCCCCAAUAGUCAGCUACUUUUUCACUUCCUUAGCCUGUCUGUGGCUCUCAGCUCCAAGCCCAUUGCUUCCUGAAGGUGCAAAUCUGGUUUGUUAAGUAUAUAGUUAAGUUUUUUUGUUAAUAAGGCUCAGUUAUUCCCUGAAACCUUAUCCCUCAUAGUUUUUAUGAAACGUUACUCAAACAGUUGGAAGUGGUGUUUGUAGGGGACUAUAUUCAGUGGCGGAUUAAUCCACAUUUGGUGCUCUAGUGAGUAUUGUGUGUGUGUGCGCGCGUGCUAAUGAACACAACAGUGCGGCUCACUGAUGAGUUUUUAUGGACAACAGUGGAGAUCUAUGGCACAGAGGAAGAAGAUAAAUCAGACUUGUUAGUUGGUUUGGGUCUGCACCCAUGUUGACAAUAAGAAAACUAUAGAAUAUCACCAGACUUAUCCUUUCAAAUGUCUAAUUUGUACUGAAAGUAUAUGAAAGUGUGUCUAAAUGGUGAACUAUAAGCAAAGUGGCUGUUUGUUAAGGCAUAUUUGUUGACUAAAGGUAUUUUUGGAACAUAGCUUAUAUUUUUUCUAGCUCUUUGAGCCACUAAAAAGAGAACUCCAUUCUUAAAGGGCAGAAUGAGUAGGAUUUGGUGGUUGCUAAAGUGGGCCCCUCCUCUGCGGCUCAAUGAGAGCAUGAGCAAGAAUAAAAGCAAGGUGAAUUAGAGAAAGGGGUUAUUUUUUCUAAUUGUUUCAUAGCAGUUACGUUCUAAAGCAACAUGGCCACACCUCCGCACAACCCUGCGGGAAAGAGCCACAUUGCUGGAUUGUGUGUGAAUUCAGUCAAAGCCGCGCUUUAUUCUUCUGCUCAGCGUGUGUGUAGCUCAGUCCCGCCCUCAGUCAAACGGACACACUGACUGUCACUAGCUACGAUAGUCCCAACAUCACAUCCUGCAUGAUGCCCAAAGUUUGACCCCCCAGAAAUGUCCUGAACAUAGCAAGAUAAGACAACAAAGGCAGAGGGCUGCAGAUCUCUGCAGAUACAGACACACACUAGUGAAGUGAUGAUAAAGAGGGAUUCUUUUUGUAUGAGUCUAUACAUAGUUAAUCCUACUCAUUCUGCCUUUAUUAAAGGAGCAUUUUGCUCCAUAUUUAGGUCAAAAAUCUGUCUUGUAACCUUUCACAAGACAGGAAAAUAGGGUUUUGGAAGUGCUACUGAAUCAGCAGCCUGUGCCUGAGACAAAUGACGAAUAUUUCCACAACAAAAACCUUUUGUGAUAUAGAGUCAUACAAACAAAUGAUUUUAAACCAGUAAAGCCACUUGAUAGUAAAUGCUUGAACCAUGCUGUUUUGUGAUGCUGAAAUGAUUGAGAGUAUGUAGUCGUAAGGAUUUUCAAUAUUUAAUAGAAAUCUAGAAGGUCUCUUGUGUUCACUUGUAAUUCCACUUGAUCGGAAAAACAUUGUUGGUGCACCUUGUAACACCUCCCUGCCCUGGACUCGGAAGCAGGAGGUGAUCUUUUUGAGGAUUCGUUUACGAAAUGAUCAGGAAAUUGUAACAUGCAGCGUGCCAAAGGCAGGGUUCCUCGGGAAAAUACUGUCAGUAUGUUGGGGUGUGUUUUGUUUUUGAAUCAGAUAAAGUGGUAUGAAAAAGAAA
Messenger RNA from Dicentrarchus labrax (European seabass), 4920 nucleotides. RefSeq names its product NAD kinase 2, mitochondrial (gene nadk2). The record is from RefSeq and is a predicted model, not a curated record. Gene Ontology annotation, molecular function: NAD+ kinase activity. The coding region runs from base 567 to 1940 and encodes 457 amino acids. Gene Ontology annotation, cellular component: mitochondrion. Gene Ontology annotation, biological process: NAD+ metabolic process; NADP+ biosynthetic process. NCBI's taxonomy places the organism in Eukaryota, Metazoa, Chordata, Actinopteri, Moronidae. The transcript has 12 exons.